AUGGAGGAUAUUGAAGAUUUGCUCAUCGGCAUCGGUACCGAAACUCCACCGGGAUUUCGUCCUCCAUUAGCUUCCACUACCGUCGGCUUCGGAACGACGAAGAAACAGCGCUCCUCACUCUUACCUUCACCCUCACCUUCAAUCCCUGGCACUCAGACUAUUUUCAUAAAGACAUUUGGAUGCUCUCAUAAUCAGAGUGACAGUGAAUACAUGGCUGGUCAACUUUCAGCUUUUGGUUACUUUUUGAGUGAUAAUCCUGAUGAAGCAGAUCUAUGGCUUAUUAACACUUGCACAGUAAAGUCCCCGAGUCAAUAUGCCAUGGAUACUAUCAUAACAAAAGGAAAAUCAUCAAACAAACCAUUAGUUUUUGCUGGCUGUGUCCCUCAAGGGAGUCGAGAUGCGAAAGAGCUGGAAGGUGUCGCUACUGCGAAAAUCGGCGCCGACUGA
This is a messenger RNA of Lathyrus sativus (Indian pea), 447 nucleotides long. The record is from the annotation of a GenBank genome assembly. Lineage: Eukaryota; Viridiplantae; Streptophyta; Magnoliopsida; Fabales; Fabaceae.